Messenger RNA from Rhodamnia argentea, 1414 nucleotides. Its product is annotated as UDP-glycosyltransferase 76F1-like. The transcript has 2 exons. NCBI's taxonomy places the organism in Eukaryota, Viridiplantae, Streptophyta, Magnoliopsida, Myrtales, Myrtaceae. Gene Ontology annotation, molecular function: UDP-glycosyltransferase activity. The record is from RefSeq and is a predicted model, not a curated record. Bases 50 to 1414 code for a protein of 454 amino acids.
ACAGCCUCCCCCCAUUAACGUGCGAGCGACCCUUGGAACAUAGUCCAAGAUGAACCAGAGAAACAACCACCGUCUGGUCCUCUUCCCUCUACCGUUCCAAGGCCACAUAAACCCAAUGCUCCAACUGGGUCGGAUCCUUUACGCCCGGGGCUUCUCCAUCACCAUCCUCCACACCGACUUCAACGCCCCAAAUCCGUCCUCCCACCCUCACUUCGCCUUCCGAUCCAUCGCCGACGGCCUCAACCAACCGCAGGCCUCCGCAGCGGACAUCCCUGGCCUCAUGUCACUCCUCAACGCCCGGUGCGCGAGCCCCUUUGAGGAAUCCCUGCGGGAAAUAGUGAUGUCACUGCAGGGUGGUGAGGCGGCACCCGUCGCGGGCUUGAUAUCUGAUGCGAUGUUCAACUUUACUUGCGGCGUGGCCGAGCGGUUGAAGGUCCGUGCGCUAGUGUUGCGGACCGGUGGUGCGGCGUCACUUUAUGUUUACUCUAUAUAUCCAAUUUUCAAGGAAAAAGGAUACGUUCCAGUAUAUGGUUCUCGAUCGCAAGAGGCAGUGAAGGAGUUUCCGCCGUUACUAGUUGGAGACAUCCCGGCGGAAGACCCAAAGAAACCCGAGGCGAUUUUCCGGAUAUUGGAUGACAUGGUCAAGACAAUCAAUAACUCUGGCGGCGUCAUCUUGAACACGUUCGAAGAGCUCGACCACCAAAAUCUCGUUUCUCUCCAGGAAGUUUUCGCGGUCCCGUUUUUCCCGAUUGGUCCAUCCCACAAACGCUGCGGGGCAUCUUCCUCGAGCAGCUUACUAGCAGAGGACAGAAGUUGCAUCUCCUGGCUAGACGAACAGCCGCCCAGGUCCGUGAUCUACGUGAGCUUCGGGAGCAUCGCGGCCGUGAGCGAGACAGAAACCUUGGAGAUUUCGCUAGGUCUAGCAUGCUCGGAGCAGCCCUUUUUGUGGGUGGUCCGGCCUGGGUCGGCCCACGAUCCGGAGUGGCUAGAGAAGUCGCCGAGCCGCUUCCUCGAGGCGUUGAAAGGGAGAGGGAAGAUGGUGAAAUGGGCACCUCAAACGGAGGUGUUGGCUCAUCCUGCUGUGGGAGCAUUUUGGACGCACAGUGGUUGGAACUCAACUUUGGAAAGCAUUAGUGAAGGAGUGCCAAUGUUGUGCAUGCCUUGUUUUGCCGAUCAAGGAGUGAACGCAAGGUAUGUGAGCGAUGUUUGGAGGGUUGGACUGCACUUGAAUGGUGGGCUUGAGAGAGAGAACAUUGCAAGGGCCAUCAAGAGGCUGUUAGUGGAGAGAGAAGGAGAAGAAAUGAGAGAGAGGACUUUGGUUUUGAAGGAGAAAGCCAGUGCGUGCUUGAGACAAGGCGGGUCUUCAUACCAAGCCUUGGAUGCUUUGGUGAAUCACAUAUUGUCUUCUACAUAA